Molecule: messenger RNA, 1755 nt
Organism: Exophiala bonariae
Lineage: Eukaryota; Fungi; Ascomycota; Eurotiomycetes; Chaetothyriales; Herpotrichiellaceae
Exons: 4
Coding region: 1-1755 (584 amino acids)
Source: RefSeq, a predicted model, not a curated record
AUGAAGUUCAUCAAACCCUUCCUUGUCCUUCCUUUGGUUGGUGUUGUGAGUUCUGUCGCAGGCUCCAACGCAACUACAACCACCACUAUUGUCGACAUCACUGCCACAGUUCUUGUUACAGCCUCUGAUGGCUCGACUUUCAAUCCCAUUGGCAGCUCUACUGCAGCUUGCAACAACUCAGUCGCUACGGUCACUGUCACCAAGAACGUGUUUGUCUCUGUGUACUACAUUGAGACUCUCACGGUGUGGAUUCCAAUCGACAGCCCUGUCUUUCUCCCAACCUCUGCUCCUCCAGUUGGCAGUUGUGCCAAUUCUACCACUGCAGCCACUGGCAGCACAACUUCUUUCCAUGGCUUUGCUUCUGACAAUGACACAAUCCCCAGUGGCACCAUUCGUCCUGUCUUCAAUGCUACUCAUGUCCCCAUCGGAAAUUUCUCGAUUUUUGUUCGAAGCAAUAGCGUUCCCCAUCCCUUUCCCAUCAUGAACCUGACUGCAACUCGUGCAAGCGGCAAAGGUGUCAUGGCCACAAUCUCGUCUUCUUUGACAAGCUCGUUGACUUCAUACAACUCUACUGCCACCCUUGUUCUCACUGUCACCACUGCAACCACCGUCUCUGUUGACUUCCCAAGCACCGAGACCAUUGAGACCACUGCAAGCUCUCUGAGUUCCAGCCUUACUGCUGAGACUGCGAGUAGCUCUCCCUCGUCCAGUGUUAUUGCAUCCACAUCUGUCAUGAACAAUGAGACUUCAACCUCCUCUGUCUUUGCUGAGACUUCAUCUGGCUCCUCAUCAUCGUCUGCUGCCAUGGCGUCCACGUCUGUUCUGAACGACAUGACCACCACCAGCGUUUUGUCAUCUGUGAUUGCAUCCAAGACCACAACCCUCACAAUUCAGACCGCAGCCAACACCUCAUCUGCAACUGGCCCUGCCCCUGCCAUCUCCAGCUACGCCGUGGCCUUGUCUUCAAUCUCACUUUCAGCCACCGCAGUUGAAGCCAUCUCGCAGUCUGCAGUCUCAACCGCCACAACCUUCAGCACCUCUGCAAUUGAAAAGACAGAGACAGAGACAACAAUUAUCAUCGUCAACACCACCUCGUAUGUUGUGCUUGAGACUUCCCAUCCUCCAUUCCUCAACAUCUCCACCUUCAUCGCGACUGGUCUGCACAUCAACGCGUCGACUGGCACUUUGUCCAUGUCAACUGCUUCCCCCUCGUCUUCUUUUGACACCUCAUUCCCCGUCAUCGUGUCCACCGCAGUCCAGCCGUCCAACCAUCACACCACUCACCGCAGCACGACCGUGAGCACCGCCACCGCCGCAGCCAGCACGUCCACCGCCAUUGGAGCCGCAGCACGCGCACCCACCCCACACCGCGUCUUCGCACACAUUGCACGCAUCAUGGCCGUCUUAGACGUGAUCAAAGCCCCCACCGCCGUCAAAGCCAGUGUUGCACCCGCCUGCGGAAACAUGACGACUCCUGGUGCUGCUGGAUACAAUGAGACACCUUCUUCCUCUUCAUCACUCGCCUCCUGCGGCAACAUCACCGCCACCAUUUCCACGACCCACACCAUUUCCAGCACCACCACUGUCCAUGCCACCCGCACUUCAAUCACCACUGUCAACACCACCGUCAAGACAUACACUGCAGCUCCCACUGCGAGUACCACCAUGACAGCCAGUUCCAGUGCGUCGGUCCUGGGCUUGUCGGCAGUUGGAACUCUUGUGUUGGUCGUGGUGGGUUGUUGGUACGUUUUGUAG